Lonchura striata (white-rumped munia) is the source of this 3034-nucleotide messenger RNA. The record is from RefSeq and is a predicted model, not a curated record. NCBI's taxonomy places the organism in Eukaryota, Metazoa, Chordata, Aves, Passeriformes, Estrildidae.
CGCGGGGUCCCGCUCCGCUCCGGUACCGGCCCCGGCCCGCGGGGUCCCGGCCAUGUCGGGGUCCCGGUGUCCGCGCCCGGCGCUGCCGGUGCUGCGCUGGCUGCCGCGGUACUCCCGGGCGUGGCUGCCGCUGGACCUGCUGGCCGGGCUGGCCGUGGGACUGACCGCCGUGCCCCAGGCGCUGGCCUACGCCGAGCUGGCCGGGCUGCCGCCGCAGUACGGCCUCUAUUCCUCCUUCAUGGGCUGCUUUGUCUACUGCUUCCUGGGCACGGCCAAGGACGUGACGCUGGGUCCCACGGCCAUCAUGUCCCUGCUGGUCUCCUCAUACGCCUUCCACCAGCCCGUCUAUGCCGUCCUGCUCGCCUUCCUCUCUGGCUGCAUUCAGCUGGCCAUGGGGCUCCUGCGCCUCGGAUUCCUUCUGGAUUUCAUUUCCUGCCCUGUCAUUAAGGGGUUUACAUCAGCUGCUUCCAUCACCAUUAGCUUCAACCAGAUCAAGAACAUCCUGGGGCUGCAGGGCAUCCCGAGGCAGUUCUUCCUGCAGCUCUAUGAGACACUGCGGAGGAUCGGGGAGACCAGGGCUGGGGACGCUGUGCUGGGGCUGAGCUGCCUGGCCACGCUGGCAGGGCUCCGGGCCAUGAAGAGCCACCUGCCCCAAGCUGCCCCCACAGAACCACUGGCUGUCAGGAUCAGCUACCUGAUUGUCUGGAUCUCUGCCACAGCACGCAACGCUCUCGUUGUCCUGUUUGCUGGCCUGGUGGCUUACUCCUUCCAGGUGAUGGGCUCCCAGCCCUUCAGGCUCACUGGCAGCAUCCCCCAGGGCCUACCAGCCUUCCGGCCACCACGCUUCUCCCUGGCAGCGCCCAACGGCACCGUCCCCUUCCAGAGCAUGGUGCAGGACAUGGGGGUCGGGCUGGCCGUGGUGCCGCUCAUGGGGCUGCUGGAGACCAUCGCCAUCGCCAAGGCUUUUGCCUCACAGAAUGGUUACAGGAUUGACCCCGACCAGGAGCUGCUGGCUCUGGGUGUUGCCAAUGUCCUGGGCUCCUUCGUCUCCUCGUACCCCAUCACAGGCAGCUUUGGCCGGACGGCGGUGAAUGCUCAGUCAGGGGUCUGCACCCCCGCAGGAGGGCUCCUCACAGGUGCCCUGGUCCUGCUGUCCCUGGCGUACCUCACUUCUCUCUUCUGCUACAUCCCCAAAGCGGCUCUGGCCGCCGUCAUCAUCUCGGCCGUGGUGCCCAUGUUUGACGCUGGCAUCUUCCGGACGCUCUGGCGGGUUAAGAGGCUGGACCUUGUGCCCCUCUGUGUGACAUUCCUGCUCUGCUUCUGGGAGGUCCAGUAUGGAAUUGUGGCUGGGGUGCUGGUUUCUGGGGUUCUCCUGCUCUACUCCAUUGCCAGGCCCCUAAUAAAGGUGUCAGAGGGGGCCGUGCUGCUGGUGCAGCCAGGGAGCAGCCUGCACUUCCCAGCCGUGGAGCACCUGAGGGACUCGGUGUGCAGCCGUGCUCUGGCAGCAGCAUCUCCAGCACGCUCUGUGGUGCUGGACUGCUGCCACGUCAGCAGCAUUGAUUACACGGCGGUGCUGGGGCUGGCAGAGCUGCUGCGGGAGCUGCGCAGGCACGGCCUCUCGCUGGCCUUCAGUGGCCUGCAGGACCCCGUUCUCCAAGUCCUCCUGUCUGCAGACUUAGAAGGAUUCCAGCAUUUCCCCAGCUGGGAGGAGGCAGAGCAUUGCGGAGGAGCAGAGCUGGGGGGCAGCAGGGCAGAGCCUCUCAUUGGCACCACUGAGAGCACCGGGCUCAUCCAGUGAGACCAGUUUGGGCUGUGUCCUGUGCCACCCCAGUGACACCAACAGCCUCCGUGGGAGCCACCUGCCCCAGGCAGACCUCUGGGCAUGGGGAUGCACUGUCCCCAUGUCCCACACCGAGAUGGACAAAGCAGCACCAGCCCAGCCCCACACGGGCUGUGGGACAGAACUGUUCCCUGUCGCAGUGACCAGUGCAAAGCCAUCCUUCCUCCAGGGAGCUGCUGUAAUUUUUUAAACAACUGUUUUAAUUCUGGACCUUUUCCAUGUUCUGUGCUGCUCCAGUGGUGAUGUAGGCUGAGCUCUCAAAGCUGCUUCAGGGCUGCUCUGCUGCCUUCCAAGCGAACACAAGGGCUUAGCCUCCAGCUGCUGGGAAAGGGAAAACAUCUGGGAUUGUGCUCCUUACUGAUUUUUAUCUUUACUGUUAUAAACGAGAGUUUGUUUUAGCCAGAAUAAAAAAUAAAAAUAAUUUUAUUAGCGGUCAAAUUCUAUCUAGCCAGCCACACAGAAAGGACAGAGCCGUGCCCGGGGUCGACCCUGGGUGUGCAACAAGGAGUCAGCCUCAGCAGAGGUUUUCUCCUAUGCCCACACACCUCCAUCCUGGCACAUCCUGAGGCCAAGGUUUUAGCAAUCAGUCCUUUCUUCUAUUCGGAGUCCAUAUGUUAAUAAGGAUUUCUUUUUGGUGAUGAGGAGAAAAAAUUCAAUGUUGAGCGUUUACGGGAAGGCUUCAUUCACAUGGAUCUGUCUGAGUAUUUCCAUAUCCAUCUUGGACGAUCAGCACAGAGGAUCAGCACAGACAAUGACCCAUCUCCCGGCCGAGCCACAUCCGUUUACUUGUAAAUCAGUUUCCAGUAUACACUCAGUCUCGCCUGCAAAAAAGGGGUGGGGUGGAGGGGGGGGAGGAACUAAUACAACGGGCAUGAUUUAACAAGCAUCCAAUAUUACAUAUUUCAUACAAGGAAUGGCGCGAAUUAUAUUUACUAUACAUAACAUUUACCUUUUUUAUCCUUACCUUGUCUGUGGGGUGUUGUGCCAAACACUGCCGCAGACACACGGGUCAGGGCUGGGCUGUCACCCUGGGGUGCAGCCCCUGGCCUGGGCCCUGCCGAGGGGACAGGCACGGUGACACCAGGCUGUGUGAUGGGGACAGCACCUGGUGGGCUGGGCAGGGUCAGGAAUUCCGUUUCCCUGAACUGCCCUCGGCUGACAGCGAGGCUGUAAUAAACCAGAAACUGCUAAUGA